CGUCGGGUUGUUUUGGAGUGGUGCAGAGCACGUGGAGGCACAGGUUAACUUUACUGCAGUCAGACAGAGUCCUCCACACUGCAGGUGACACAGAAAGCACGAAAGCCAGCCGAUUGUGAGAGAUGUCAGCGGGAGGUCAGACCACCAGCAGCCGGGAUAUCCCCGCAGUGAGAAGGGUCGCCGUUCACGAUGCUGCCCACAUGCCCCAGGAUUACUCCAGCACUCCCGGGGGGACACUGUUCAGUACCACGCCAGGAGGCACAAGAAUAAUCUAUGAGAGGAAGUUCCUCCUGCAGUGUCGGACGUCUCCUCUAGCUCGUACGCCUCCCAACUUGCCUGACAUCCCCGGAGUCACAAGGCCACUCAAACCUGACUCCUCCUCGUCCGACACAAACCAGCCAGAAAAGACGGCCAGCAGUAACGCCAAACACAGCUUGCAUAAACAGGAGAGCACAGGAGAUGAGUCCCAGUUUGAAAUGGACAUUUGAAGAGUCGGCCAUAAGGAUGAAAAUAAUUCCCAACAUGUUCAUUGUUUUUAUUUACUGUUGAGAAAAAACUGAUAAAUGCUAAAAAAUAAAUAAAUAAAUAAAGAAUUCAGUUGAAAUGAGAUGUCUUACAGUUCUGAAAACAAAACUGUAUUUUUUUUGUAAUGAUUACUAUGUGAAAAUGUUGUACUCUUAUAAAAUAAUACAAUUGUAGCUUUGCCUUAAUGGCCGCUUGACUUUGUAUUAUCUGUAACAUAUUUGACAAGGAGGUCAAAGCCUUAUUGAAGUUAAUACAUUAAUAUGUUAUGUGAUUUAUGUUUGAUGAGUUUGAAAACAUGCUUUUAAACUAUUCAAUUGAAAUUAAAGUAGUGAAUCUACAUUGUAUAAAGUACAGUUCAAUAAAUAAAUU
Scomber scombrus (Atlantic mackerel) is the source of this 894-nucleotide messenger RNA. RefSeq names its product eukaryotic translation initiation factor 4E-binding protein 1-like. Bases 123 to 488 code for a protein of 121 amino acids. Gene Ontology annotation, biological process: negative regulation of translational initiation. The transcript has 3 exons. NCBI's taxonomy places the organism in Eukaryota, Metazoa, Chordata, Actinopteri, Scombriformes, Scombridae. The record is from RefSeq and is a predicted model, not a curated record. Gene Ontology annotation, cellular component: cytoplasm. Gene Ontology annotation, molecular function: eukaryotic initiation factor 4E binding.